Pongo pygmaeus (Bornean orangutan) is the source of this 3888-nucleotide messenger RNA. It is a transcript of the gene RAB36, whose product is annotated as RAB36, member RAS oncogene family. Gene Ontology annotation, molecular function: GTP binding; GTPase activity. Lineage: Eukaryota; Metazoa; Chordata; Mammalia; Primates; Hominidae. The record is from RefSeq and is a predicted model, not a curated record. Bases 8 to 1162 code for a protein of 384 amino acids. The transcript has 12 exons.
CGUUGCUAUGGUGAUCGCCGGUGCAAGCUGGACGCUUGGACGCGCCGCUGCCAGUCCAACGCAGACCCCGCCCACGACGUCGACGAUUCGCGUAGCCCGCAGGUCCCGCGUGGCUCUCGUUGCCAUGGUGAUCGCCGCCGCUGGCUCAGGCAGACCAGGCCGCGCGGAGCCCCAGCUUUCACAGUCAUCGCUGAUUAGGAGCAGGAGACCCCUCCCCACUCUACUUCGACUGCCUGAGCUGUACCAUGCCUCACAGCCCAGUAAGAGACUGAGGUCUCACUUUGUUGUCCAGACUGGUCUCAACCUCCUGGGCCCAAGUGAUCCUCCCACCUUGGCCUCCCAAAGUGCUGGGAUUACAGGCAUGAGCCACUGCACCCAGCCUGGAUCUGAUGAAAAGUUAGGUGGAAACUCGUGGGUGAAUCCCCAGUGGUACACGCCGGAAGCCUGUUUGCAGCUCAGGGAGCACUUCCACGGGCAGGUCAGCGCUGCCUGCCAAUGCAGGAACACGGGGACUGUCGGGCUCAAACUCUCCAAGGUGGUGGUGGUUGGCGAUCUCUACGUGGGGAAGACCAGCCUCAUCCACAGGUUUUGCAAGAAUGUUUUUGAUCGAGACUACAAGGCCACCAUUGGGGUAGACUUUGAAAUUGAGCGCUUUGAGAUUGCUGGGAUUCCCUAUAGCCUCCAGAUCUGGGACACAGCUGGGCAGGAGAAGUUCAAGUGCAUCGCAUCUGCCUACUACCGGGGCGCCCAGGUGAUCAUCACGGCCUUUGACCUCACUGAUGUGCAGACCCUGGAGCAUACCAGGCAGUGGUUGGAGGAUGCUCUGAGGGAGAACGAGGCAGGCUCCUGCUUCAUCUUCCUCGUGGGAACCAAGAAGGACCUUCUGUCAGGGGCCGCGUGUGAGCAGGCUGAAGCAGAUGCUGUGCACCUGGCCAAGGAGAUGCAGGCCGAGUACUGGUCGGUGUCGGCCAAGACCGGCGAGAAUGUGAAGGCAUUCUUCAGCCGCGUAGCUGCCCUGGCAUUUGAGCAGUCGGUGCUGCAGGACCUGGAGAGGCAGAGCAGUGUCCGGCUCCAGGUCGGCGACGGAGACCUAAUCCAAAUGGAAGGGAGUCCGCCUGAGACCCAGGAGAGCAAGAGGCCUUCCAGCCUGGGCUGCUGCUAGCUGGGGCCUGCAUGGAAGGCCUCCGCUCCCUGCACACACACAGACAGGAACUUCCGUGACUGUGGUGCAGAGACUGGAGCCCAAGCUCUGCAGCAUCUCGCCCUCAAGCUGUAGGCCCGUGUUCCAGUCCCUCCACCCACCCACCGGGCUCAGCUCCAGGGCACAGUCACUUCUCCGUUGCAGGUUGGGCGCUAGAAAAAGCCCCCACUGGCUGCCUGGGAGCCCCACACCACCGGGCCAGUGCAGGCAUCGUGGUGAUCCCCUGAAAGGCCAGUCCAUUUGCAGGGUCAUCAGAAGUCACCUUUGGCCUCAAGAGGCCUCAGAACUGCAAACUCCUGCGCCGGUCUAUACCACUCGGCCAUGGCCCACAUUAGCAGUCAACCCUGCACUCUUUCCCAGCGAUCUUGGAUGUGUCCCAUGUGUCCCCAGGAUCCGUCAAAGUGUUCCAGGCAACCUGGACUUGUCAAAGUCAGCACCCGAGGGAGAGGCCACCUGCCAUUCCCCCUGGGAGUUUUCUGCUGUCAGCAGGACUUAUGGUUCUGGGUCUCAGAGCUUCAGGCCUCACUGUCCUUCUGCCCCGGAUGCUCAAGGUUCCUGGGCAGACCAGCACCUCUGGAGGACAAUGGACAAAAGGUCUCUUAGACCUGUUCUGACUGAAGGGUUGUCUCUGGCACCUCUGAGAUCCCUAGGUCUUGCCCUCCUGGUCUGUAGGCCAGGAUGUGCAGAACAACCACUCAGGCCUUUCUGGCCCACCUGGACAGUGCAUUUACCUGUGUGCUGUGGGAGGCAGGCUGCACAGCUGCCCUACGGUAACUCACUCUGCAGCCCUUGAACGUGGCACUGCCCUCCUCUGGCACUCAUGCUGGGCCUGUGCCCACUGCUGCCUCUCCAUCCCUCUCUCAUUGGCCUACACAUCUCUUAGGACCUUUGUAAUGGUGUCCAUGCACCUUUGGAGGACUUCAGAGGCCCUGCCAAGUCUAGCAUGUUCCCGUCUCCAACACCACCUCCUGCACAUGCAGAGCAGGCAGAAAUACCCCACACAUUCCCCAGCCUCUCUGCCCAGUAUGCUCAUCCACAGGGUCUUCUCACUGCUAUGAACCAGCCCCACAGCCCCAGGCUCCUGUCACCUGGCUAUGCCCACUCAUCCCACCCAUCUCGUGCUGUUGUUUCCCGUAGAUGGUGAGCACCUUGCAGGCAGCCUUCUGAUCAGUGCUGUUCUCCUAGGGCCUGGAACACUGCAGCUGCCCUGUAAAUGUUCUGCUCAGUGAUUGCCAAAUACCAGUUAGGGAAGAACACUGGCAUCUUUUUCUAUUCAUUCCCCCUUCAACAUAUUUUUUGUACUUUUUUAUAUAAAUGACUUUUUUUUUUUUUUUUUGAGAUGGAGUUUCACCCUUGUUGCCCAGGCUGGAGUGCAAUGGCAUCAUCUCGGCUCACUGCAACCUCUGCCUCCCAGGUUGAAGUGAUUCUCCUGCCUCAGCCUCCCAAGUAGCUGGGAUUACAGGCAUGUACCACCAUGCCUGGCUAAUUUUGUAUUUUUAGUAGAGAUGGGGUUUCUCCACGUUGGUCAGGCUGCUCUCAGACUCCUGAUCUCAGGUGAUCCGCCCACCUCGGCCUCCCAAAGUGCUGGGAUUACAAGGGCGAGCCACUGCACCCAGCCAUAAAUGAUUUUAUUCAUUUUUCUGUUUUCUUUUGGGCGGUGGGAUGGAGUCUCUGUCGCCCAGGCUGGAGUGCAAUGGCAUGAUCUUGGCUCACUGCAAGCUUCCCCUUCCGGGUUCAUGCCAUUCUCCUGCCUCAGCCUCCCGAGUAGCUGGGACUACAGGCACGUGCGACCACGCCAGACUAAUUUUUUAUAUUUUUGGUAGAGACAGGUUUCACCAUGUUAGCCAGGAUGGUCUCGAUGAUCUGACGUCGUGAUCUGCCCGCCUCGGCCUCCCAAAGUGCUGGGAUUACAAGCCUGAGCCACCACAUCCGGCCUCCAUAAAUGACUUUUAAAGGGGUUGCCUGUUUAGUGUGAACAAAGACAGUAGAAAGCAUAUAAAAUACAAGGUGGAAGCCCCCCCCCAACAUUGGCUGCACCCCUGAAGUAAGCUCUGCUAACAGUUGGGACUAUUUCUUCUGGACUCUGCGCCUUUGCCUGCACAGCCAGUGUUGAUGGCUUGUUUGUUGUUUUCACCAGAGUGAGCUCCUGGACAUACUGCCUGGCAGCCUGCCUUCCUAGGGAGCUGGCGCCGAGCCCUCUCCCUGAUGGCACAUGAGGAGCCUCCUUCCUGUAGCAGUGCCCAGUUUUCCCUUCAUGUGGAUGGACUGUAGUUCAUUUUACCCUCUCCAUCCGCGGGCCAUCUGGCUUGUGUCCAGCUUUUAGCUCUUACUGAUGGUGCUGCAGUGGCCAUUCUUGUAGUUACAGCUUUGCGUACUCAGGAAGGCCCUUCUCCGGACUGUGGCCCCCAGCCUGGUCCACUAAGUGCAGCCUGUGGUCGGGCAGACAGCAUUGGAGUCCAUUAGGAAGACCAGGUUUGCUGGGCAUAAGCUUCACAGGAUGGGAGAACCUGGCCAUGGUGGACUAUCGUUCUCCACAGCUCCCUUCCCUUGCCCCUUUGGGCCUCCAGGAUGUGUUUGCGGGGGUGGGUGUGGUGUCCAGCUGUUACCAGCUUCUGAGCUAGAGCUGCACUGCCUCACGUACACCCCCACCUCUGUAAAUGGUCCUUGAUUAAAUCCCCCUCAUACUA